This is a messenger RNA of Cylicocyclus nassatus, 1198 nucleotides long. NCBI's taxonomy places the organism in Eukaryota, Metazoa, Nematoda, Chromadorea, Rhabditida, Strongylidae. The record is from the annotation of a GenBank genome assembly.
CGAAGACAUCUCAGCGCGGGCCGAUGCUGGUUGAUACAGACUACAAAAAAGGUGUAAUUUUACAGGCUGUACGGAGGUGCAUACGCGGCGCCUAUUGAUGGCAAAUAAUUCUGGUGACUUUGUCGAAAAAGAUGAACAUUCUAAGCCAUUACGUCUCAUCCAGUCGAGAUUUGACGAAUUACGAGUCUAUAAAUCCUCGUUUACUAUUGCGUUUCCACUGCUUCACAUUGUAAUUGACGUGGAUCUCGGUAGCGAGAUCGUAGACAUCUGUUCUACACACUGCUACGUAGUUGUGGUUACGGGUAAACACAUCUAUAUUGCUCACAAAGAUGAGUUGGAGAGCCCUUUGAAAUGUUCUUAUGAGCUCAAGGAUCAACUGAAUCUAUCAUUCGAACCAGCUAGUUGGCACUCGAACAAAGUGCAGGCAGAUGAAAAAGCUGCCCUUACCACUGGUUGGUCGAAGAAUGAGAAGAAGAACGUAGCUGAUGUUGUUUUGACCUCAACGUUGUCUACAGUUUACCUCGUAUAUACGGUAGACAAUGUAAGCACGGUAGUGAGGCUUUUUAACGAGUACAGUUAUGCAGAAUCCGACGAGGUGAGGCCUGUGAUUGUCCAAAUACCAGAAGAUAUUCGAAUAACUAUGGCAGUGUCUGGUAACGAUCACAGCUUAUUCUUGACUGAUAAAGGUGCUGUCUAUGCUUUGGGCACAGGAAGUCGCGGUGAGCUUGGUAUUGGUCUGAUCCCUAGAGUAACUGAGCUCACAUGGGUGGAAGCACUCGAAGGAGUUCAUGUGACAACUAUUGCUGCAGCCGGUUGGCAUAGUGCUGCUUUGACAAAUGAUGGUGAUGUUUAUGUGUGGGGUUGGAAUCAUCGUGGACAACUAGGCGACGAAAAGGAGAAAGUGGAGCUCUACCCACUACCUCUCGACAUUGACCUCAGAGUUGUGAAAAUUGAACUAAGGGAUCAUUUGACUGCACUGUGGGUAGCGGAAGAUGGGGAUGAGCCAUCUAUAGUCAUGGGAUUGGACGAAAUAGGAAUGCUGCCGUUCCGCUUGCAGUAUUAUGAUGUUGAACCUGAUAAGAAGACUGAAGAAAAACUGGCUUCGGAUACACAAGUGGACAUGGUGUUUUUGAGUGGAAAAGAAUUGCUUCGCGAUGGCGAUGGGGAAUUUGAGUACCCUAUAAGGGACAAGGAUUAG